Messenger RNA from Onthophagus taurus, 3519 nucleotides. It is a transcript of the gene Nup133, whose product is annotated as nuclear pore complex protein Nup133. Gene Ontology annotation, cellular component: nuclear pore outer ring. Gene Ontology annotation, biological process: poly(A)+ mRNA export from nucleus; protein import into nucleus; transcription-dependent tethering of RNA polymerase II gene DNA at nuclear periphery. NCBI's taxonomy places the organism in Eukaryota, Metazoa, Arthropoda, Insecta, Coleoptera, Scarabaeidae. Gene Ontology annotation, molecular function: protein binding; structural constituent of nuclear pore. The record is from RefSeq and is a predicted model, not a curated record.
ACAUAACCUCAAAAUAUUUUAAUCUAACGUGUUUUCUGUUUUAAUAUUUUUAAAUAAUAAUAUUGUGCGAAUUCAUAUGAAAACAUCAAAUAAACCAUGGAGAGAAGUUUUGGGGCGUCGUUUUUAAGUUCUAGAAGUCCAUUUUCACCGAAAACACGGCCGAUUGAUUCAAGAAGAUCUGGGUUUAGGAAAUCAUCGCGUCUCAGUGUUUCCGGAAAAUCUCAGUCUAUUAAUCAAAUUUUAUUAAGGUCUCAAAAUUAUUUUGUUGAAAGUUAUGGGCAAUCUUUACCGGUUUUAAUAACAGAAGCUUUAACAUUUUCCGAAAGAACUACACCAGUUUCCGCAAAUUUAUCCGACAAUGGUUAUGUUUGGUUAGUUUGUGGUCGACGAGUUUUAAUUUGGCAAUAUCGCCAAGCUGUACACCAUGGAACACCUCAACGUAAAACUGCAACAAAUCAGUGUAUUGAAUUAAAGCUACCCCAAAGCGAUUUGGCUCAUAAAGCCGAAUUAGUUUCGGUUUUUAUCGCACCAAAUUCAAAUGUAGCAUCGUGUAUCGCUUCAUCUCCAGAAGGUGUUGUGAGAUAUUGGCCUUCGAUAGCACACGAAGGGGUUUCUAUUGAAGAAUGUGUUGACCUCCAAGGGCAAGAGUGCGACAGCUUAAUUGAAACGAAUGGUUUUGGUUGCGUUUUAGUUACAACAACUUGCACUACAGUUAUACUUCAACCACAAAAUAACUCAGGAAGGCACCAAUUAAUUUGUAAAAUUUUAAAAAUGCCCAGUGGGUGGUUAGGUGGUAUUGGAAAGAGGAUGUCUUCAUUGAUUUUUGGCCCAAUAUCUUCCGAACAAACAGCGGAAGCAAGAACUGUGAGAGUUUUAAAAGUUGAAAUCAACGAAAGAUCGCGUUUUGUAUUUGUUUUAACCGGACACACCCUUCAUAAGUGGAAAUUGAAUUUGGAUGAACCUGAACAAUACUUAUUCGCUUUAGAUUUGAAUAUUUUAAUUACAGGGGAAUGUUUCGGAAAUUUACUCGAUAAUUACAAUAAAAAUCAAUCAAAUGCUGAAAUAUCAAUCAUUGAUAUUCAGGCAAAUAAGAAGUAUGUUGUACUUUUAGUAGCAGGAGCUCAAACAAAUAUUUCACCACAAGUGCAUUAUGCUUUAAUUUACAUUGAUUUAUACGCCCAAACUCCCCCAGGAGAUGUCUCAAAAGUUUCCAUUUUAAAGAUGACGGGAACUUAUCGUGAAUCUAAUCCAACUGAUCAUUUAUUGUAUCGAUUAAUUUUAAUCGAUUCGAGUAUAUAUAUUUAUAAUAAAAGACACGUUCUUGUUGUUAACUCCAUGGAUGAAUUGGAUGUUUUAGAAUUUUCAUCACCACAUGAUUAUUUGUUAUGUGGUAAUAUUUGUGUAAACGUCCCCAUAUUUUUUACGAGAAAUCAUGGUCUCGUUUCAAUCUGCAGUAAUGAUAGAGACACAACAAAUUUAAAUAUAACUACACAAUCUUAUUCGGCAUUAAACGAAACUGCUCAAAACGAUUCUAAUACAGCUGGGAAUUUAACUUUGUUCAAUAUUGAUCCAACUGAAAUGUUACAAACAUUUAAGGAUAUUACAGGACAAUUAAAAACCGCUUUUAUUUAUCAUGUCCAAAAUCAACAGAUGGCCGCAAAAGAAAUUCUCGAUGAAAUUUUUAAUUAUGAUAGAAUGUCAUCAAAUAAUUAUACAAUGGAUCAACAAAUUGUUGAGGUUUGUAUAGCAAUGUUAAAUGAUUGUCCAACAGGCGAUCCGCGCUGGCAUAAUGAAAAUGUUGCAUCUGGGUUGGGAAGUUCUUAUUCAAUGCAAAUUAUUAUACAAUUAGAAGAUAAACAAAAAGCGUUAACAUUGUAUUAUAAGUUUCUAAGAGAAAUGGAUAUUUGGAAUCGAUUAUCUUAUGUUGUUGAAAGAGAAUCAAAUAUCUGUACUACUUAUGUUUUGGGAGAAUAUUUAGAAAAAGUAAUAACAGCUUUUAUCUUAAAAAGUUAUCCAACAAACGAGAUUUUAGAAAAAGCCGUUGAAAGAGCCGUUAGAAACAUCGAAAUCGAUGCGGAAAACGGACUCACCGCUCAAGAUAUUUUUUAUAAAGAUGUCACUAAGGUUUAUAAAGGGUUACAAGAAAUUGUUUUUUAUUGCGAAGAUAUUGUAAAUUCGGUUAUGAAUCCAACUGAAAUUGGAAAUAUUAUUGUUAAAUCGAAUGAAAUUAUUUUGACCGUUUUAGAUCAAGUUUUAUUUCAACGACAAUCAAACGCUUUACAAUUUACUCCCAACGAUGAAAUUUUAAGAGAAAAUCCUGAAUAUAUACCUUGGACUGUAGCCAGUGGACCUGAAGGUUUAUAUGAUGCUUUAAUAACUCAGCAAUCGUUAACUUAUAAUUAUGGUAUAAAAAAUACGUCAGCAAGUUCUUUACAUAAUACAAUGUACGAUCAACUCGUUUAUUUAAUUGAUAUAAUACUAGAUGGUCGUAAAAAUCAUUUACAAAGUGUAAAGGGUACAGAGAAAGAACAAAUAUUAUUAAAACACUAUGAAAAAGAUCGUCAUGCUCUUAUAUAUCCAUUUGUUGUUGAAAGGCAAUGGGAUAGAGCUGCUUUAUUAGCAGAAAAAUACUUAGAUUUUGAAACAAUGGUAACAAUUUGUGAGCGAACUAAAAAUGAGCGAAGAUUAGAUGAUUACAUUGAUAGAUUUACUGAUGAAGGAUUCCCUCAAUUUCUUUUAACUUGGUACGUCCAAGAAAAUAAACAAGCUGAAUUGAUAAAUAAAUGUAAAUCAUUAAGAGAUGGUAAACAUUCUAAAGUACUUUCAAAUUUUCUUACUGAUCAUCCAUCUUUAUCAUGGAUACAAUUAAUAAACAAUGAGGAUUUUUCAAAAGCAGGAGAUGUUUUGCAACAUUUAGCAAUGCAAGAAAAUGAAUCAUUGUUGAGACAAAAAACAAUGUUAUCGCUGAGUAAAUUAUCAAAAUUAGCUUCUACAAAUGAUUUUGAAGAUUCUGUUAUGAAUAUAAAUAGUGCUCUUGAACUAAUUGAAUUACAAGAAGGUAUUCCAGAUUAUGUUUUGCAACAAUUUGGUUACGACACGUUAAAACCAUGCGUUAUUUCGCCGAUUAAAUUAAUUCAUUUGUAUACUUGUCCUGAAUAUAAUGAUGCGACUGAAUUAGAAUUUAAAAAAGCUCUGGAUAUAUUACCAUAUGUUGAUCAAGAAGUAUUCGAAGAAUGCAAAUUGGAAAUUUGGAAGCGAGCUAUUUUAAGAGAUUCAUGGAAUGAAAAGAGUUUGGAAUCACCAUUAGAAAUUUUACAAAAUAAAUUAUUUUUUAAAUUAGGUGAUUUUACAACAAUGUUAGGUUCCGAUUUAAAUUCGGUUCUUCCUCCAAUCGAUGUUCUUUGUGAAGACGAUGGUUUGCAGUUGUUACAAAAACAGAAAAGCUUUCAGUUUUUAUUAAAAAUGGCUUAUGAACAAUUUUCUCAAAUGUAAAAAAAUUUUGAUUUAAUUUUGUUUUUU